CAGCCUGGUUGAUCAGGCCCUGAUCCACCAUGAGGCCUGGUCACAGACCAGGUCGCGGGGGCGUUGACCCCCGGAACUCUCUCCAGGUAUACGUAGCAGCAUAUGUGUAGAGAGCCUAGAAUAACCCCCAAAAAGAAGUCAGAGUGACUUAUUUCCAUUGGGAAGGUUAUGAGUGGAAGAGAUAGUGCCAGGGCUUAACCCAGUAGCUAAAACGAUCGUGGCUCUGGAGACUGGUGUAGUGAGGAGGACUAAUAAGGCAAACGGAUUGAGUGAGUGAUAAAAAAUAACUCCAAAGAGAGUUUCCGGAGGGUGUCUUGCCACUGGGAUCUGGUAGUACUGCAUCACUCUGUUAGACAACAAUGGUGAUGCUCUCCAGGUAACAACUUUUGUACAGUCAGCGGGACGAGCAGAAACAUUGAGGUUGGCUAUAUGUCUCCUGAAACAGAAAAACGCUUUUAAGUGUUGGUCAACAUUAAGUAAGCUUAAAUCAAACUAGCUUAGAAUGAAAUGCCCAUGCAUGGUAUCUUGAGGCAAAUACUGUAUUGAGGGGGGCUGUUCACUAUUAAUGUAUGACCAGAGUCUUUAAAUACCUAUUGGUGAACCUGAUUGGUAAGUUAUACAGUAUGGCGAGUGAAAGAGAUGACAUACCUAUUCUCUCCGGGGACUCUGAAACUGAGCAGAACAUAGAGAGUAUAGACGCCAUAGAUAUUGCCAGCUCUUCAUGUCUUGAUGAGCGCAUAAUUGGAGUGGAAGAAAACAGGGAACAAGGAUGCUGCACGAAAGUGAAGAAUGCUUUGCGAGGAAUCACAACAGAGCCGAUAAUUUUUUUGAACGUUCUUGGUUGGACAGUGCAGUCAUCAGUAACAACUAAUUUGUUGCUGUUUAAGGUAUGCAUUGAACAGCAGUAUGACAACAUAACCUGUGCAAACCUGACGGCAUACCCUGAAGAGGAGGAAGUGGUGCAAAAGAUUGUCACAACGAUAAAUAUGUACAUAGACCUGGUGACCAAUAUUCCAGCUGUCUUCUUUGUGCUGUUCCUGGGAUCCUGGAGUGAUAAACAUGGACGGAAAAUUCCUCUCAUGUUUCCUUUAAUUGGAAGUUUUCUUAGCACAGUUAUAUACUUCGUGAGUUCUUGAUAGAUUUUCUGGUUAUAUUUUAGCUUAUUGAAUUAUAUACCUCUAGUAGGUUUAUAUUUGGUGGGUUUGCCUUGUUAGGUAUUCUAACUAAUGGGUUACUGAAAUAUUUUACUAUAGUAUUACUGGGGGUAACUGUAGAAAAUUAUUCCUUUUGUAUGCCUUCACUUUUAACUAUUUAUUUAUUCUCCUGCACUAAUGUGAAAACAACUUGUACAGAAUGUGUUUGUACUGUGGGGUAAAUGCUUCACUAACUCAUGCAAAUGUACUUGUAUGAACCAGAAGUAGACAGGCAUUAAUACGUAUUCAGUCUAACGGAGUGAUUUCCCUUACGCUUUCAUCUGUUUGUUUACAUUCUCGGCAUCUCUCUCGUUUGCUCGUUCUCUCUCUCAUUUAUGAUUGUAUCUAAGGGUAGUUCUU
Messenger RNA from Cherax quadricarinatus, 1553 nucleotides. Lineage: Eukaryota; Metazoa; Arthropoda; Malacostraca; Decapoda; Parastacidae. The record is from RefSeq and is a predicted model, not a curated record.